GUCUGAUGAUCAUCCUGACUGAGACUGAGACUGAGACAGAUCUAGAGGAGAGGAACUGGAACUGAAAUCAUGGAGAAUGAAAUUCAUUCUAGCAGUCAACAGGCUCUCUGCAAGGAUGCUGAGCUGGGAAGAAAAACGCCAGAUAAGAAAAAUGCAAGAUACAAGAAUUACCAAUGUGUUGCCUUAAUCCUGUGCCUGCUCUUUCUUAUGCUGACAAUUUGCAUCUUUAGCCUUGGGUACAUUUGGAACCCAAGCCCUGCAAAGAUGUACAGCCACGAGUUCAAGGCUGUGCUAGACGGUGUGGAGACUGACAGCCUGAUGGAGAUCAAUCCAGCUAAAAGAAUGGAAAUGAUUAGAGUGGGCAACAGCACUGAUGAGGUUGUGGAGGUCCACGAUUUCCAGAAUGGCAUUAGUGGCAUUCGCUUCACCAAAUACCAAAGAUGCUACAUCAGAACUCAGACCAAGAAGCUCCCUAAACUAACUGAGGUGAAUCCAAAGGACACGUCUGCAGAGGUGGGUGAGCCUGGCGAUGUAGAUAUGCAGGUGGUGGACUCUUAUGUGUGGAUUCCAACUGAGCAACCCAUCAGCAACCUAGCAUUUCUGCAAAACUCCAAGAUAUGGGAAAUCUGCCGGGAGCUGCCCAUCCACUGGAUGUACCAGUCCACACUUAAAGAGUUCCACGAUGCAGAGGACCUGGAAAUACUGGACCCCCUAGAGACACAAACCCAUGCAGUGCGCAAAGCCAGGGACGUUCCAGAUGAAUUGCCAGUUAAUGACUAUAGUGAAGCUGGACUUCAGCUGGACACCAGCCUGGAUGAGCAGGGCUACUGCUGCCAUUACUGCCGACGUGGGUACCGUUUCUGCCGCCGCUACCACAUGCCGAUGCUUGGCUACUGGCAGUACCCAUACUGGCACCAGGAUGUUGUUUGCCGUAUUGUCAUGCCAUGCAACUGGUGGAUCGCCCGGAUGUUGGGCAGGGUGUGAGAAAGCAGGGGAGAAAUCACAAAAUAUAUAUAUAUGGUGUUGUGCUGCUCAGGGAUGAGCAGAUCUCCAGCUUGUGUUGACAUGCUCCAUUAUAAUUGAAUUUUGAAAAAUUAAUGCUCGAUGUUUAAAACUAUAGAUGAAAUCGGUACUGUAACGAUCCAGUUUUCAUUUAUCAUACAGUAUAUUAGAUAUUAAAGCAUUAUGUUUUUUUUUUCUUUUUUUAUAAAACCUAAGUUUAGAAGAGGACGUGAAAGCUCUUUUUUAUUGCUUUUUAUUGCUCUUUCAUUGAGAAAUCAAUUAUUAGUGUUACUAGAGUGCUUACUAAAACGGUGUAGUCUGCAUGGCUUCCUCCUCCUUUUAUGACCUUGGUGGUUUUAUGUUUUAAUCUAUAGUAAAUAAAAGUUACUGCAAUAAAGUUGUACAGACAAUAUAGAUUUGUACACAGUAUAUUACAGUAUUAAGCAUGUUUUUGACUUUAUGGUAUAAAUAUAGAAAGACUGGCAUAACUUAAAUUUUUAUACAUUUAUUUUUGCCUUUAGAAAAUGUUUGUGUCUCAGCUCUGCUACCAGUCAGCUGGGCACUAUUGACAGUGACUGCAGCAGACAAAAUUGGCCACUAGUCUGCUGGGUGGGAAAACACCGGACUAAAAAGGGGGUGGGGUCUUUGACGCUGUGUCAGGAACCUGGUAAGUAGCCCGAGGCGUGGUGAUGGUCAAUGCGUGACUCUCCAUGUGUGGGACUGGCCUCACAUGCAAAUCCGAAGUAUGGCCGAAAAAGAAGGGGUCGGUGGACUGCGCACGUGUCGGAGGGAGCCAGGGUCAGGUGAAUAUACCCUCCUCGGACGUCAGGGAAAGAGAAGUAGAAAAAAAGAAAAUGUUUGGGGAAACGUAUUUACUGCCUUCCAUACUGUUUGAUCUGUUUACACCUUAUUUAAUUCUGAUUACAUUUAAAUAAUAAAAAAACAAUCAUGUGUGUGAUUAAAUUAGGCAGACCACAUACUGCCAUGAAGUAGAAAGUACACAGCAAUAAAAUUCAACUCAAAAAAGGAGACUCAUAAAAAUGUACACAAUGAAAGUUUAUUAUAAUAAAGCACACAUUAAACUA
Molecule: messenger RNA, 2087 nt
Organism: Trichomycterus rosablanca
Lineage: Eukaryota; Metazoa; Chordata; Actinopteri; Siluriformes; Trichomycteridae
Gene: tnmd
Product: tenomodulin
Exons: 7
Coding region: 70-984 (304 amino acids)
Biological process (GO): negative regulation of angiogenesis; negative regulation of endothelial cell proliferation
Source: RefSeq, a predicted model, not a curated record